Molecule: messenger RNA, 1773 nt
Organism: Seriola aureovittata
Lineage: Eukaryota; Metazoa; Chordata; Actinopteri; Carangiformes; Carangidae
Gene: lsm14b
Product: LSM family member 14B
Exons: 8
Coding region: 13-1158 (381 amino acids)
Molecular function (GO): mRNA binding
Source: RefSeq, a predicted model, not a curated record
UAUUGUGUAACCAUGAGUUCAGCAAAGCCGUACAUUGGAUGUAAAAUAGGGUUAAUUUCAAAAGCCCAAAAUCGUUAUGAGGGGAUUUUGUACACAAUUGAUAAAGUAAACUCUACAGUAGUGCUGGCAAAAGUGAAGUGUUUUGGAACGGAGGGGCGACCCACUGACAGACCAACACCACCCAAAGAUGAUAUCUAUGAGUACAUCACUUUCCGGGGAAGUGAUAUUAAAGAUAUCACACUGUGUGAACCUCCAAGAUCUCACCAUGGCCUGCCCCCGGAUCCUGCAAUAGUACAGUCCUCCAGUGCAGGUGCUUCAGGUGUCUACUCGGCUCUUGGCCCAUUCAGCCCCCUAAGGAUGCCUGCCUAUAACCAGCUUUCUGCCAGCUCUCUACUUAAUCAACAGUAUGCUGCAGCUCUUGGCCUUGGGUUACAUGUUAGAAGGGGUCCCAUGGUGGAAAAGGCUGUUCAAACCCUCCAAAUGGAAAGGUCUAGGCAGUGGAGAGGCUUGACUCCAUCCCAAGAGCAGGAGCAGAGGUGGGACAGGAGGCGGCUCCAGAGGACAAGAGGAGACAGUUCCCAGACCAGAAGGGGCUCUGGAACCAUCAUGAAGUCAGGCCCAGUUGUGCCCAAAGCUCAGCAGGAAGCUCGACAGCAGACUGAUGAAAACAGGCCGCCACCACCACCCCGAAGAAGACAAGGAGCUCGGAGGCGCAGGAACCGUAGUAGAGGCCAGUUGAUGGUGGCUAAUGCUCCGUCUGCCACCCUUAAGUUUGACACAGACUUUGAUUUUGAUUCCUCAAAUGCACAGUUUAUUAAGGAGGAACUGGAGAGGGAAGGGCAGGACAGGAUGAAUAUGAAAGAUGGAAAUCAUGAGGUAGAAAAGAAAGAAAAAGGGGAAUUGCACUCGGCUGCUCAGGAUGUUCAUUUUGGACCAAAAUACUACUAUGACAAAGCAAAGUCCUUCUUUGACAACAUCUCGUCUGAUAAUAAAUUCAGACUAACAUGGGCAGAGGAGCGGAAGCGCAAUCUGGAGACUUUUGGGGUCCCUGGACGGUUUCUGCGGGGCCAGGGCUUCAGAGGUGGAUAUACUGGACGAAGAGGACGGGGCACUGCUCAGAGUCUACCUUCUUUCAGAACCAGGAGUGGACAGCUGUAAAGGUCAGCAUUUGAUACAGGGCACUAAAGCAACCCCUGUCCCCCCUAACUCCACUGAUUAUUUCCCUUAUGUAUAUAACAAAUGGGGUUGUGUUACCCAUUUACCUGUCUCUGUGUCUUUUGUCAUGGUGAUGAGCAAAAGCAGCUCUGUUGGUGCUGUAGGAAGGAUCUUUUUUGUUUUUCUCCCCUAGGCAGUAGCCCUGCACCCAUAUAGCCAGGAUUUUCUUUUUUUCUUUUUUUUUUUUUUCUCAUUUAGCUUCAUUUUUUUGAUUAUGGAUGCAUGGCACACUAAAUGGUCCAUUUGUGUGAUAAUUUUCUUUUUCCUUGGGAUAUUUGCCUGAAGAGUAUUAUUAUUAUUAUUUUUUCUAUUAGAUGGCAGUGAAUAUUGAAGUUUGGUGUCUUCUACUUGAGGAAUUUCACUCCUAAUGUUUGUUUCAUGUUCAGUACUUGGCUCUGCAGCUUGGGAGUACUCAUAAUUUGUAUUUAUAUUUAAUCAACAAAUGUUGUGAACUAAUGAAAUAAAAUGUAUUUAAAUGUUAAAUCUUGUGCAUUGCUUUAUUCUAUCAUAUUGAAGCAACAAGUGAGAAUAAUGGAAAUAAACUGGAAAUUGCUCAUG